CCGUUACAGGAAGUGUUGGUUUGGUACAAAGGACACGUGAGAGUGGAUGGUAGAGAUAAUCUAGUAUUUCCAUUAAUUCCCAGGACAUGUCACAGUUUCUGUCUGGACCCUGUCAGAUGAAAUGGCUCUGUCACUGCCAGCUGCUGGACUUGUGGCUCUUGUCUUCUUCACAGCACAAGUGAUCAUCGCAACAGAAAGCAACACAUGUGUUGCCAGGAACUUUGGCCAUGGCUCCGUGGUGUGUGAGUGUAACUCCACGUACUGUGACAGUGUCGGGUCAGUGACCCUGCCCCCGCUGGGACAGUUCUCCUCCUACCUGAGCAGCGUGGCAGGCAGCAGACUGGAGUCGGGCCGGGGUCGGGUCCAGGUGAACAGCACCGGGGCAGGCCUCAGAUUGACCAUCGCUCCCUAUCAGAAGUACCAGAAGAUCCGGGGGUUUGGUGGAGCGAUGACAGACGCAGCAGGAAUUAACAUCCUGUCGCUCUCUGCUGGAGCACAGGACCAGCUGCUGCGACAGUAUUUCUCCAGUGAAGGUAUCGGCUACACCAUUGUGCGUGUCCCUAUGGCAAGCUGUGAUUUCUCCACCCGUCUGUACACCUACGCUGACUCCGCUGGAGACUACAACCUGGACAACUUCUCUCUGGCCCCAGAGGACGUCAACCUGAAGAUCCCUCUACUGCAGCGAGCUCAGGCCCUGUCUCCUCGCCCCCUGUCUCUUCUGGCCAGUGCCUGGAGCGCCCCCGCCUGGAUGAAGACUAAUGGUGCACUCAUAGGAAAAGGCUCCCUGAAAGGCCAGCCUGGUGGCAAGGAGCAUAAAACAUGGGCUCAGUACUAUAUCAGGUUCCUUGAGGAAUACGCUAAAUAUAACUUGACCUUCUGGGCCUUGACCACAGGGAAUGAGCCCUCUGCCGGACAGAUGACAAACUACAGUUUCCAGGCUCUGGGCUUCACGCCUGAGGAGCAGCGGGACUGGGUGGCUCUGGACCUGGGCCCUGCACUGCAUGCCUCAUCAUUCCCUCACACACACGUCCUCAUACUGGACGACAACCGUCUGCUGCUGCCUCACUGGGCCAAAGUGGUCCUAACCGAUGUUCAUGCAGGAAGGUACAUUCACGGCGUGGCAGUCCACUGGUACAUGGACUCCUUUGUCCCCGCUGAGUUGAGCCUGGGAACCACCCAUCACCUGUAUCCAGAGUAUUACCUGUUCGGCACUGAGGCCUGCGCCGGGUGGAGCCCGCUCGACAGAGGGGUGAAGCUGGGGAGCUGGGACCGGGCUGAGCAGUACGCACAUGACAUUCUAGAGGACUUAAAUCACUAUGUCGUGGGCUGGACUGACUGGAACCUGGCGUUGGAUCAGACUGGUGGGCCAAACUGGGUUAAAAACUUUGUGGACAGCCCUGUAAUCGUAGACUCAAAGCGUGACGUCUUCUACAAGCAGCCGACAUUCUACAGCAUCGCCCAUUUCAGUAAGUUCCUGUGGGAGGGGUCUCAGAGAGUGGGUGUGUCUGCCAGUCAGGUCACACAUCUGGAAUUCUCCGCCUUCAUCAGACCAGACGGCUCAGUGGUGCUCAUCAUACUCAACAGGUCGUCGUCCGUCAUCCAGUUUGAAGUUUGGGAUCUGGCUGUGGGCUACAUCCCCUCCACCGCCCCGGCUCGUUCCCUCCUCACACUGGCUUGGAACACUCACUGAUCAAAACCACAUCAUAUUUACAGGGGACUUGUUUCAACUAGAUCCAAAUCAUAGAAGUUGAAGUUCAGGGAGUCGUCAUGGGGGUGAAGAGGUCAUGGUAAAUGAUAUCAAGUCGAGCAUUUCUCCACAGGAGUGUAUUGCAGCGGUGCAUUUAAAGAAAGAUGGAAAAGUUGGGAAGUACAGAAGUGAUUUCAACAUUUCACGAGAUAAGCUUGUAAUGAUUGAACUCCCGAUCGACAAAGAUGGUCAUUACUUUGAGUACGUCUUCAGCCACUUAAAUGCACUUCUUUUAAAAUAACUGCUGCAAUUUUUGUUUAUCGACCAUGCCUUUUCUGCAGUUUUUGUGAUUUUGUUGGUCACUUAAUUAAAUUAACCUCAGCUAAUUGCACUUCGUAAUGCACCACUUCUGAAUGAAACACCUCAGCAGAACGACCUGUGCUGCUGUGUAACUGAUGCCUUAAUUUCCAGGUAAUAAGAUGCUUUAAGUGUCCUCAUCAUGUCGGAGCACUGAAUAAAUUAUAUAAAUAAUGUACAGAGUUCGUAAACGACUACGCUUGUUUCUGUUUUGAAUAAAGCACAUCUUGUUUUAAAAUA
Molecule: messenger RNA, 2284 nt
Organism: Platichthys flesus (European flounder)
Lineage: Eukaryota; Metazoa; Chordata; Actinopteri; Pleuronectiformes; Pleuronectidae
Gene: gba1
Product: glucosylceramidase beta 1
Exons: 12
Coding region: 122-1690 (522 amino acids)
Biological process (GO): glucosylceramide catabolic process
Molecular function (GO): glucosylceramidase activity
Source: RefSeq, a predicted model, not a curated record